Molecule: messenger RNA, 150 nt
Organism: Colletotrichum tamarilloi
Lineage: Eukaryota; Fungi; Ascomycota; Sordariomycetes; Glomerellales; Glomerellaceae
Exons: 1
Source: RefSeq, a predicted model, not a curated record
CUUAUUAAGUUUACCUAUUUUAUUUUUUAUAAAGAAUUAAGUAUUAUAAAAAACUUAAUAUACGUAUUUACUAAAGUUAUAUUUUUAAACUACGGUUUAUUAAAAAAAAUCAUUUUUAAUAAAAAUAAGCUAUUUAUUUUAAAGUUUUAA